Acanthopagrus latus (yellowfin seabream) is the source of this 2845-nucleotide messenger RNA. It is a transcript of the gene syt9a, whose product is annotated as synaptotagmin IXa. Gene Ontology annotation, molecular function: clathrin binding; phosphatidylserine binding; SNARE binding. Gene Ontology annotation, biological process: cellular response to calcium ion; calcium-ion regulated exocytosis; regulation of dopamine secretion. The transcript has 7 exons. Lineage: Eukaryota; Metazoa; Chordata; Actinopteri; Spariformes; Sparidae. The coding region runs from base 556 to 2247 and encodes 563 amino acids. The record is from RefSeq and is a predicted model, not a curated record. Gene Ontology annotation, cellular component: dense core granule; membrane.
UAAAACCACACCAGGUUCGUCGUAUAGGAGAAGUGAUCUUUGCUACAGGUUGUACCGCCGCUCAUUUCUCCCUGCACUAAAAACAAAUUGCUGCCAAACUUUUCCAGAGCUCGUUCCGGCUCGAAGGGCGUGAAGACGUCAGGUGAGACCACCUGCUAGGUCCACGUCCAGCCCGUCUCCGAGGCGCGCUCACAUCUCAGCACCUUGGACAGCGCGCGGCGCCGCAGUGGCGGUGCGCGGAUUCAACCGGUGGCUUCGGACCGGAGCGGCAGUGCGAGAGGGGACAGACUGAGUGAAUGUUACAUAAAAACUCUUCGUGCCCCACAUGUGGGAGAGGCUCGAUUUCUGGAUCACUUGGACUCGUGUUCGGUCGUUCCCUCUCGCACGGAGCGCCUCCGUCCGUCUCAUCGUGCGGGUAGGCGUGCCACUGGAUGCGUGGUCGAGUCCGGGAGCCGUGCUGAGCAGCGUGGAAUAAGGCGGGCGGAGUGGUGCGGUGGUGGUGGUGGUGCUGCUGCUGCCUAAGAGACCCCCCAUUUAUAAGGAUGCUGGUGGGAAAUGAUUGGAGACAGAGAUGACGAGAUUUGUCAAAAGGCACUUGAACUCCUGUCAGAUCUUUGCUCAAAGGGGGAAGUGCAGAACGAACACUGCCUGGAUUUUAUCUACUAUUUCCGAGACCUCGCCAGGCCACGGUACACGGAUUCAGAUAUAUCAGUGAGUCUGCUGUCACUCGUUGUGACUGCCUGUGGCUUGGCCCUGUUUGGCGUCUCCCUCUUUGUCUCCUGGAAGCUCUGCUGGAUACCAUGGAGGGAACGUGGGCUUUCCCCCAUCACCAAGGAGCCCCACGGGCACCUCAACCCCACCAUGAGCCCUCUGCCCUCGCAGCUGGCGCCCAGGCAACCGGUUUACACAGCUGUGGACCCUCCGGCGCACAACCGCCGUGAGUCAUCGCAAUGUUCCAUCGCCAGAGAGCCCACUCCUGUGGCGUCGGUGGUAUCAGUGGAGGCUCCGGUGACCCCUGUGUCACCACCACCUGUGGUCUUGGCCACACCAGAGGCAGCUAUGAAGAUCAGUCAUACAUCUCCAGACAUCCCAUUGGAUGCCCAGAGUAAAAGUCGGGAGAAUGGGGUUCACACGAACCCUCGUAUGCAGAGGCAGACCACUGAACCUCCACCCUCUGGUCACCCAAUAUCUGAAAUGGGACAAGGGUCCAUACGUAGACAUAUGAACCUGUCUAACCCAGACUUCAAUGUGGCUCAGUUCCAAAGGCAGGACUCCCUCACUGGGAUGGGGCUUGGUCUCGGUCGCCUCAAACCUGAGCUCUACAAACAGCGCUCCCUCGAGGGAGAUGAGGGCAGUCGCAGGGGCGGGGGCUGUGGGCGCCUCCACUUCAUCCUCAAAUUUGACUGCGACCUGGAACAGUUAAUAGUUAAGAUCCACAAAGCAGAGGACCUCCCAGCCAAGGACUUCUCUGGUACCUCUGACCCUUAUGUUAAGAUCUACCUUCUCCCCGAUCGUAUGACCAAGCACCAGACCAAGGUGCACCGCAAGACGCUGAACCCUGUGUUUGAUGAGGUCUUCCUGUUUCCAGUGGCGUACUCUGAGCUUCCCACACGCAAGCUGCACUUCAGUGUCUAUGACUUCGACCGCUUUUCACGCCACGACAUUAUUGGCCAAGUGGUUGUUGACAACUUCCUGGAUCUGGCCGAUUUCCCCCGGGAGACAAAGCUCUGCCGGGAAAUCCAAUACGUGUCUACGGAUAACGUGGACCUCGGUGAUCUGAUGUUUUCGCUCUGCUACCUGCCCACUGCGGGCAGACUGACCAUUACCAUGAUAAAGGCUCGCAAUCUCAAGGCCAUGGAUAUCACCGGUGCAUCUGAUCCAUACGUGAAGGUUUCACUCAUGUGUGAAGGUCGCAGACUGAAGAAGCGAAAGACAUCGACGAAGAGGAACACUCUGAAUCCGAUCUAUAACGAGGCCAUUGUCUUUGACGUCCCCCCAGAAAAUAUAGAGCAGAUCAGUCUUCUGAUUGCAGUGAUGGACUAUGACCGUGUAGGCCAUAACGAGGUCAUCGGCGUGUGUCGAGUUGGCAACGAUGCGGACAGCCUCGGUCGAGACCACUGGAGUGAAAUGCUCACAUAUCCUCGAAAACCUGUCGCCCACUGGCAUCCUCUCGUUGAGUACCAGGGGACCACAGGAAGUAGCCAGGGGGGAUCCUGCAAUUCUCUGAAGACGCCGCCUUCUCCGUAGCCUUGAGCAACAACUCACACAAAGGGCACCAAUCAGCCUCGGCCGUUACCGUUGGCCCUUUGGAGUAGAGCUGCUGAGUGCUGCGUGCAUACGGUUCUAAAAAGAAGAAAAUGUCGAUAACAUUCUAUAGAAGAGAGAGAAAGACAAGAACUGAGCUUUGCUCAGCGUGAUCAGUUGCAUGUUGAAUGACCACAAAGAUGGAUGUUUUCUUUUAUAUAAUAUCCCACGAGAAAAACAACAGGUGCGUGCAGACAUUUUAAGUCGGUGCUGUUCCUGGGUUUAUACAGUAGUUACUGUUUUUUACAUAGUCUUGUUACUUGUUUUAAUGAGGUGAGUCUGUAUUUGCACAAUGUACUUACAACCAGUUGAACUGCCAUACUGUUCUUAAUUUUGGUGGUUAAUUGGUGCAUGAGGUCAUGAUUCGAUGGGAUAUCUUCUCCUGGUUUUGUUCGUUUCCAUUUCUACUUUUGGGAAAUACAAUGUGUCGUUCUGUCGGUUGACGUGUAGUGACGGUUCAUUUCUAAACAAAGUAUCUGUAUGCAAAUGUGUUAAAUGUUAUUGAUAAAUAUUAUUCCAUUAAAAAAAAACAAAAAAACAA